AUGGUUUACAGGUUGUAUCAGUGUCAAAUCAAACGGUCUGUUUUAAUUAAAAAGCCAGACGCGGGAGGCCUGUGCCUAAACAAAGGGUGUUGUGGCCCACGGGCUAGCACCGCCCUCACGGAGAGGGCGCACCAGCAGCUGACCGACGCGUUACGCAGUGAGCUCGGCAAGUUGGCCGACAUCCUCACAGUCAGAGCUAAGAAGUUUGAUGAAUUCUUUCGAAAGCUCUUGAAAGUAUCACGGGAGGAGUUUCACAACAUGUUCAAGCGGACGUACGGCAUGAUCUACGAGCAGCACUCGUACGUGUUCGAGCAGUUGUUCGAGCAACUACAGAAUUACUACAGCCGCGGCGAUACCAACUUCGAUAAGAUGAUGGACGACUUCUUCGGUAUACUGUACGAGAAGAUGUUCACCGUCCUCAACUCGCAGUACAACUUUGACCAGAAGUAUCUGCGUUGUCUGAACGAGCACAUGCGCGACAUCCAGCCGUUCGAGGACGUACCGCACAAGUUGUCGGUGCAACUGCGGCGCGCUUUCGUCGCGACGCGGACCUUCCAUAAAGCGUUGCGAGCGGGUGCCGACGUCGUGCGCAACAUGAUGCAGGUUGAACUGAGCCGUGAGUGCGCCACUGCGUGGGCUCGGCUUCGAUUCUGUGGCAGCUGUGGCGAGUUGCAGGCGCCGGCGUGCAGCCGCUACUGCCACAACGUGCUCCGAGGCUGCCUGCCCUCGCACGCAGACCUCGGAGAGCUGUGGGAUGCUUAUGUUGAUUCGGUAGAAAAAGUGGCCGAUCGACUCCAAGGCCCGUUCAACAUAGCAAUGGUCGUUGAACCGAUAGACAUAAAGAUAUCGGAGGCGAUAAUGAGCUUCCAGGAGCACAACCAAGAAAUAUCGCAGAAAAUAUUCGCCGGUUGCGGGAAACCGGAUCUAGGCGGCGGCGGCAGUACCGGACCGUUCUUCGCUCCGGACCGAUCACGACGUUUCGCCCGGUCCAUUCCGGACUUUGAUUGGAACCAGAAAACAAACGACAUGGAUGACUUCGAAAUAGAAGCGUCUUUCGAGAGUUUAAUGAACAACGACCCGUCAUUACUCAGUCUCCAGACACCAGACAGUAUCAGGAAGGCGACAGAGGAGAUGGCAGAGCAAGCCAAGUCGAGAGCCAAGUUCCUCCAGUAUAUGAAGGGACAUAUAGAUUUGGAGGAUUACGAGGAACAUGAGAGGAGAAAGAGAGACGCGGAGCCCGACGCUGCCGGUGGGGACAUUUAUAUGAAGCCAUACGACUUCGAUGGUAAACGCGGUUCGAAGAAAAAGAAACCCAUUUCCAGUAAAUCAGAUGACGUUCAUGGUAAGACAUACUUUAUAUUUACUAUCACUACCGCGUAUCAUUUUUAG
Messenger RNA from Parnassius apollo (apollo), 1389 nucleotides. The record is from the annotation of a GenBank genome assembly. NCBI's taxonomy places the organism in Eukaryota, Metazoa, Arthropoda, Insecta, Lepidoptera, Papilionidae.